AUGAGAGGGGCACCAAGCAGAAAAGAUCACCAAAAAUACUGCCAGUACCACCGAGACAUUGGUCACAACACUAAUGAGUGUCGGGCUGUAAAAGACACCAUCGAAGAUCUGAUUAGAAGAGGCCACUUGAAAGAAUCUGUCAAGAAGGCACUAGCUCGCGAGAGGGGCUCAAGGCGUUCUCAUGAGCAAUAUGCUCGAGAGGCUAAGGCACAUUCGGUCCCCCAAGUAAUGAGUUGUGAACAAAAGCCGUUGAAGCGGCCUAAGCAAGAGAGCGAGGUGAUAAGAUUCACUAGGGAAGAAUGCGAAGAAUCUCCUCGUCAUAAUCAUGAUGCGAUCGUAAUAGCGACAAGGAUCGGUAAUGCCCGAGUUCUCAGGGUAAUGGUCUACAAUAGCAAUGCAGUGAACAUCAUCUUCUUGGGGGCAUUUCGAGAAAUAAGGUUCAGUAAACGAGACAUGAAGGCAAGUCCGUCGCCAUUAUACAGAUUCACCGGGGAAAGCUUGGUCCCCAAGGGAAUAAUUGACUUACCUGUGACUCUUGGGGAAGAACCUAAGAUCAGGAUGGUGAUGGUCAAGUAA
Molecule: messenger RNA, 576 nt
Organism: Pistacia vera
Lineage: Eukaryota; Viridiplantae; Streptophyta; Magnoliopsida; Sapindales; Anacardiaceae
Exons: 2
Coding region: 1-576 (191 amino acids)
Source: RefSeq, a predicted model, not a curated record